Molecule: messenger RNA, 3075 nt
Organism: Uranotaenia lowii
Lineage: Eukaryota; Metazoa; Arthropoda; Insecta; Diptera; Culicidae
Exons: 4
Coding region: 1-3075 (1024 amino acids)
Biological process (GO): DNA integration; proteolysis
Molecular function (GO): zinc ion binding; nucleic acid binding; aspartic-type endopeptidase activity
Source: RefSeq, a predicted model, not a curated record
AUGCUCGCCCGUGGCGGCCGUGGCCUCCAAAGGAUUUAUUAUAACUUACGACCGGUGGCUGAGGAGUACUAUCCGGAACCGGUGAAAGUUCCAUUGAGGCCUGCGGAAAUUCCGGAGUACGAUAACGCGGUUAUCCGACUGGACAAAUUUUUCGUUGGGAAACGGAACGACCGUGUGGAGUUGGAAUUGUUCCGGUCGUUGAGGCAGAUGAACGAUGAGCCUUUCAGCCAGUUUCUUCUGAAACUUCGCGCCCAAGCUGCACGGUGCGACUUUAAGGAUCGUGAAGAAACCGAAAUUCUUCAGCAAAUUUCAAUGGCGGCACACGAUGAAAGGGUUCGUGACAAGGGCCUCGAAGGAGUUAUGAAAUUAGAUGACUUAACCAGCUAUGCUAUUAACCGUGAAUUGAUGGUGAAACAGAAAGCAAAGUCGAAGCAGUUUGCCGAAACAAACACUGGUUUGUUAGCUGCGGUCUCUCAGCCAUCGGCGCGGGCUAGAAAUGGACUCCGACCAAAUCGUUCAGAAAGAUGGGGAGGGAGUAACUCAAACCGUGCUUGGCGUGAUCGUCGAAACAUGUGGAGCAAGUUCGGAUGCGAAAAUUGCGGAUUCGAGGGUCAUGCUGCUGGAUCUGCCAAUUGCAAAGCUAAACAUGCCGUGUGUAACAGGUGCUCUGACACAGGCCAUUAUGCCAGGAAAUGUCCCAACUGGCGCAGCGUCGAGCGCAAUCAUAACCAAGGAAACAUCCAACGGAUGAAACGGCCAUACAAUGUUUCGGAUUGGCCAAAGAAUGACUGUGUUAUUACUUGCAAAUUGGAUAACUAUUCAGUAGAAUUUCUAAUCGAUUCAGGAGCGUCCAUUAAUACAAUUACAGAAGAAGUAUGGCAAUCGAUUAAAUUUAAUCGGGUCAAAAUUUUCAACCUGAAGCAUGAUUGUGAUCGACAGUUCUUGGCCUACGCCAGUCAAACUCCGUUGCGAGUCCUAGCAGUAUUUGAAGCCCACAUUUCUGUCGACGCAUCGAAGCCGAAAACUUAUGCUGAGUUUUUCGUGGUGGAAUGUGCUAAUAGAUGUUUAUUAAGCAAACGCACAGCAGAGGAAAUGAAAGUUCUCAAAGUGGGUCUAGAAGUACAACAGAUAUCUGAUCACGUAGAACCGUUUCCCAAGUUUCCGGGUAUUCAGAUUAAGCUUUCGAUAGAUCCUAAAGUGGCUCCAAAGAAAAUAGCAUACAUUCGGAUUCCUAUUGCCAUGGAGGCAAAAGUGGAUGCUAAAAUACAGGAGAUGUUGGACUCUGAUGUGAUCGAACCGGCUACGGGUCCAACAGAUUGGAUUUCCCCGAUGGUCGUAGUACCCAAGGGCAAGAGUGACAUCCGAAUUUGUAUCAACAUGAAGUACCCAAAUGAAGCCAUUCAUCGUGAACAUUUUCCGUUACCUGUCAUAGAAACGUUCCUGAACAAGUUAAGAGGAGCGAGAUAUUUUUCGAAACUUGAUAUAGUUUCGGCUUAUCAUCACGUAGAGUUGCAUCCGGAAUCCCGGGCUAUUACCACCUUUAUGACAGCUCGUGGCUUGAUGCGCUUCAAGCGGCUGAUGUUUGGCAUCAACUGCGCACCCGAAAUUUAUCAGAGGAUAAUGACGGAGAUGCUUGCAGGAAUCGAUGGUGUCAUUGUUUAUAUUGAUGACAUUGUGGUUGUUGGUGCGACGAGAGAACAACACGACUCCCGACUAAUGCAUGUACUGUCUGUUUUGAAGCAAAAUAAAGCUAAAAUAAAUGAUGGCAAAUGUUUGUUCGGAGUCAAAGAGCUGGAUAUUCUGGGAUUCAAAGUUAAUGCAGGCGGAAUUCGCCCCUCCGAUGAAAAAAUAGCUGCAAUCAAAAAUUUUCGCCAACCCAAAUCAAAAGAAGAGAAUGCAUUUGACGACUUGCGUAAUGAACUUUCUACAAAUGUGAGAAAGUUAGGCUACUUUGACCCAAAUGGAGUAACUGAGUUAUAUGUGGAUGCUUCUCCAGUGGGCCUCGGCGCCGUCCUAGUACAGAGGACUGAAGAUAACACACCCCGUAUUAUAAGCUUUGCUUCUAAAGGUUUGACGGAUACCGAAAAACUUUAUCCGCAGGCCCAACGAGAAGCCUUGGCGGUGGUAUGGGCGGUGGAAAAGUUUUAUUUGUAUCUCUUUGGACUCAAAUUCACUAUUUUCACCGACCACAAAACACUCCAAUACAUUUAUGGAGGUAAAUAUCGGGAUGGCCGACGGGCGUGUUCAAGAGCCGAGAGUUGGGCCUUGCGGUUACAACCAUACGAUUUUGAAAUGAAAUAUAUUCCGGGGAAAAGUAAUAUUUCCGAUAUCGUAUCUCGGUUGUGUCCAACAGUAGACAAAGAGUUUGACGAUAAUUCCGAACAUUACCUUUGUGCGCUAGGUGAGGAUUUAGAGGCCAUUACGUUAGAUGCCAUACGGCGUGAAACCGAAACCGAUUCAAUUUUGAAAGACGUGUGUACGGCUUUAAAGGAAGGGAGCUGGCCCACUCAUCUUUACCAGUACCAAGCAUUCGCAAAAGAACUCGGCAUGAUAAACGGAAUUUUAGUGCGGGACGAGAGAAUAGUGUUGCCCCAAAGUCUACAAAUCAGAGCUCUCUCUAUAGCACACAGAGGGCAUCCUGGCAUCAUAGCCAUGCGCCGAAAUCUAAGAGAAAGAUUAUGGUGGCCACGUAUGGACGAUGAUGUUCAGAAGAAAGUUAAGCUUUGUCUUGGUUGUACCGUUGUAAGUCGACAAAAUCCUCCUGAGCCAAUGAUCCGGAGUGAGAUGCCGGAACGUGCUUGGCAGGACAUUGCGAUAGAUUUUUUUACGGCUAAGGAGUAUGCAACUUUUCUAGUGGUUGUAGAUUACUUUAGUCGGUUCCUUAAAGUAAUCGAAAUGAAGGGGACAUCAGCUUCAAAAACUAUAGAUGCACUGGAAACCAUUUUCAACGAACAUGCAUACCCAGAGAGCAUUCGGUGUGACAAUGGUCCACCAUUCUCAAAUGAAUGGGCUUGUAGAGCGGCAGAACCAGGGCAUCCUGAAGACUCUCCGGAUAGCCAAAGCCACAAAGAGUGA